ACUAGGAGGCGCUCCAGCUUCACAGCUCACUACUAAUAACAAAUUAGAUCCAUUAAACUUCUCACUCGUCGCUCUAAUAUCUUCUUCUUCUCUGUAAUGUGAAAGUGUGACCUCCUCCUCCCUCUCUCGCUUCCUCUCUCUCUCUUAUAAAAUCCUGGAGUGUUUUCUCUACAGUUUUAUCUCCUGUUAGAGGAAAAAAAAAAAAAAAAGGUGACAUUUUUCAGGUCAGUGAAGGGAAAACCAUUUAUUUCCACCUCGACGACGGGUGUGUGUGUGUGUGUCGAUGUGUGUGUGUGGAGAAAUCUAGGAAGUACCGUUUGUCUGACAUGUCGACCAGGACGACGAGGAGACGUUAAUCCUCAAUUUCUGAAAGAAACUGAUUUUUUGAAGAGCAAUAACGUCGUCGGAAAGUACUUUUUCAUCAUUUUAAAACUGAGUAUAAGCAGUUACUUGGCUCACCUUUUUUUUGGGGAAGCACAGGUGAAGAAACUUUUUUUUCCUCCUCAAGUUUUGUGAAGGAGUAACUUUACGUUACGUUGACGCUGCUUCACCGGAGUGUCAACAGGCUUUCAAAGAUGAAAUGAGUGGUGUUCCUCGAAAGUGGAUGCCAGUUAUGCUGAAGCCUGCCUGUGUGUCAGGAUGAGCAUUACAGAUGAAGAGGCCCGUGUUGUGCAGAUCUACCCCAGACUGUCCCAGGACACGGUUACCUACUGUCCCCUGCAGGUCAACGCUGGGGACACGGCGAGGGCUGUCAUCCACAAUGCUGUGGUCACUCUGGGGCUGGACUCCAGCCAGACGUACUGCCUGCUUGAGGUCAGGAAGAGCGGCGGAGAGGAGAGGAUGUUGGAGGCUGAGGACUGCCCUUUGGAGCGAGUCCUGCAGUGGCCCCGGGGUGCCCAGAAGUGGCACCCCGAGAGCCACGGGUACUACUUUAUCCUGCAGCAGCAGCAGCCCAACCAAACCAGCAGAGAGGAGUAUGAUGAUCUCUGCAACCUGCCCACUGUAACUGAGGACAGCAUUCUGGAGGUUUUACGCGAUCGCUUCCACAAGCACAAAAUCUACACUUACAUCAGCAACAUCCUCAUCGCCAUCAAUCCCAAUAAGUUCCUUCCUGUUUACUACAACCCCAAGUACAUCAAGAUGUACGAGAACCAGCCACUGGGGAAACUAAGCCCUCACAUAUUUGCCAUAGCAGACGUGGCCUUCAGAGCCAUGCUGAACAGGCAUGUCAACCAGUGUAUUGUGAUAUCUGGUGAGAGUGGCUCAGGGAAGACUGAGAGCAGCAGUUAUCUCAUCCACUGCCUGACUGCACUCAGCCAGAAGACGUACGCCAGCGGGCUGGAACGGACCAUCCUCGGGGCCAGCCCAGUGCUAGAGGCCUUUGGCAACGCAAAGACUGCAGAGAAUAACAAUUCCAGUCGCUUUGGGAAGUUCAUCCAGCUCAACUACCUGGAGAGUGGUGUCAUCAGAGGGGCAGUUAUCGAGAAGUACCUACUUGAAAAAUGCCGGCUGGUCUCCAGAGAUAAGAAAGAGAGGAACUACCACGUGUUCUACUAUCUGCUGGUGGGAGCGUCAAAAGAAGAGCAGGAGGAGUUUCAUCUUUUACAGCCACAAGACUAUCUCUACCUCAAGCAGGAAGACCUUCUCUUAGAGGAUGAGGAGAAACUUGGGCAGGAGUACAAAAGGCUCCAUCAAGCCAUGGAGAUGGUUGGCUUCCUGGCCUCCACCAAGAAACACAUAUUUUCAGUCCUCUCUGCCAUCUUGCACCUGGGAAAUGUGACGUACACUCAGUCAGAGGACACUGAAGUCCUGGAGGUUGGACCUGCUGAAGUCUUGUCCACAUUGUCUGACCUGCUCAAGGUAAAAAAGGAGCAGCUGGUGAAGGCUUUGACCAAGAAGAGAGUAGUGACUGCCAAAGACACAGUAGUUUCACAGUACACACUACAAGAGGCCACCACAGUGCGAGACUCCAUGGCAAAGACUUUGUACAGUGCUCUGUUUGACUGGAUCAUCCUUCACAUCAACCAUGCUCUACUCAAUAGACGAGACAUGGAGGAGUCAGUUUCUUGUUUGUCCAUCGGUAUCUUGGAUAUGUUUGGAUUUGAGAACCUCCAGACAAACAGUUUUGAGCAGCUGUGCAUCAACUACACCAACGAGAAACUGCAGUAUUACAUCAACCAGCACAUCUUCAAGCUUGAGCAAGAAGACUAUGUGGCCGAGGGCAUCACCUGGCAAAACAUCAGCUACACUGACAACGCUGGCUGCAUUCAGCUGAUCAGCGAGAAAACAACCGGACUCUUUGACCUGCUGGAUGAGGAGAGCAACCUUCCUCAGGCGACAGAUGAAACCCUGUUGGACAAGUUGAGGCAGCAGCAUCAGGACAACCCAUUCUUUGUACCCACGACAGACAAAGAGCCAACGUUUGUUAUUCAGCACUUUGCUGGGAGGGUUAAAUAUCUCAUCAAGGAUUUCCAAGAGAAAAACACAGAGCACAUGCGUCCUGAAGUCAUAUCACUUCUCCGGAGCAGCGAGCGGGCAUUCCUACAUCACCUGGUCGCGUCCAGUCCUGAAGCACUGUUUCGAUGGGGCGUCCUCCGAGCCACCAUCCGCAUCGUCACAGUAUUCAAGAGCAUGGGACGCAGGCGUGCAGAAUUGUUCGCUGCCAGACGUGCCUCCCGCAAGUCCCUCAAAGACAUGAAACAGCACAGCAGUCCUUUGAAGAGACUUUCUAGCCACAGCAUGACACUGGAUUUCUCCUUCGAUCGCUCUGACGAGCAUCCUCUGGAUGUAUUUGAAGACAUCUUUACCAACUUUGAAAAGAGAAAGAAAAACAAAGGCGGUCGACAGAAGCAACUCAUUCCAAAGAAUCUCAUAGAUUUGCGCUCACUCAAACAUGUUGUGGGUCUCGCCGCACACGACCGAACCAGCAAAUCCAUCCCUCACCCUCUCCAGAGGACGAAGCCUCCAACAAUUAGCGUUCAGUUUCAGGCGUCACUUCGGAAGCUGAUGGACACAAUUGAAACGGCAGAGCCUUCCUUUAUUAUCUGUCUGCGCUCCAAUCCUGAAAAGAAGGAGCUACACUUUGAUGAUGAACUUCUGCUUCAGCAAAUCAAGUACACAGGUUUACUGCAGGUGGUUACAAUGAUGAAGUCUGGUUACGGUGCCAAGUACACAUUUAAGGAAUUUGUAGAGAACUUCAGAAUGUUGCUUCCAAAAGGAGCGACUGCGACUCCGGCACACAUAACUGAACUGUUUAAGAGGAUGGACCUGGAUAAGACCACCUACCAAAUAGGAAAAACUAAGGUGUUCCUCAAGGAAAAGGAGAGGAAACUGCUCCAAGACACUCAUAACAAGGAAGUGAUGCGUCACAUCAUCACCCUGCAGCGCUGGUUCCGUGCCUGUCAUUUAAGGUUACACUUCCUGCAAAAAAAAGAUGCCACCAUGAUCAUACAGAGGAACUGGCGUGAGUUUUAUGAGAAACAAAACCGAGCAGCAACAGUGAUCCAGACGGCAUGGCGGAGCUCACUGAAGAAGUCAAAACACCAAAAUGAAAUGGAGGAUGAAGAGGAGACGCCCGACACCCGACCUGGACGAGACAGCUUGACCAAAAGAGAGUUGAAGAGGCAGGACAAAGUGGAGCACAGCCCCAACAGGACCCAGCAGCUAGACCCAGUCAACGGCCAGUCUGCACAGAGGUCCAGGAGCAGGGAGAAACGAGAGGGCAGGGGAUCCCCUCCCCCUCUGAAUAGACCCCUCUCCCUUCCUCUGGACUCUAAAUUUGUUAGCGAUGAUAGCCCCACCAGCCCCGUAAAGAGCAGCUCCCUGCAGCGCUACAAAGAUGGGGACAUCAAGGAGAAGGCCGAGAGGUGGAGGGAAAGAAUAAGCGAGGGCGAACCAACAGACGAAUCAAGUCCAGAAGUACGGCGACGAAGAGACAUGCGGAAAGAUGAAUAUCAGCGCAAAGGGAAGUCCAUGUCUGCUGAUGAACUGUCCAAAAUCAGCUCAUCAGGUUCUGAUAGCUCACCUUCUAUGAAUGAGUUACCAGCAGAACAUGAUGGGUCGAGGUUUAGCCUUCCACCCAGACGCACCAACGAGGAGUCAGGACAACAGGGAUCAAACCGAUCACCACUCACAACCCCUGAGAGGAUUUGGUUUCUCAGUAGAUUCCUGAAGAAGCGAGGACCUAAAUAUUCCCCGAACAAUGACCCAUCUCCGUCAGAUAAAUCUGUCGUCUUGCCCAGCUACACCCCACAUCCCUACCACAUGCCAGAGCAGACCAGUGGGAGGGACAAUCGCAACCCCACCAUUCGAAUCAGCCGGGCCACACGGGCCCUGGAGUCGAACGCAUCUCUGGACCGUGAGAUCACGGACCCCAAAGAGCUGCGAAACCUGGACGAAUUCCUCGGCAAUCAGGUGAAUGAUCUGCAAUCAAGAAUAAAAGAGCUUUCACCAACAGAGAACAUCUUCCUCUCAGCCACCAUGCAGUUCAGAGAGACCAUUAAAAGCAUGUACUCUCUCCAGAAGCCCCAAAUCGGCUACAAAGAUCUGAUGAAGGGCUACCGUAACAAAGUGAACACACUAGCAAGCCCCACACAGAAGACUGAAGUGUCGCUGGUGGUCAACCUGUUCCAGUCUGUGCUGGAUGGAUUCAUUAGGGGCGAGAUAAAACGAGCGGAGUAUGAACCAGUCAAGGCUCCCAAGUCGACAAAGAAGAGAAGGAAAAAGGACAAAUGUCCUGAUGGUCCUCUGGAUCACCUGUUCAGCACAUACCAGGUGAACAUUAUGCAGUCAUGUGACUUGUGUGGCUCCUACAUCUGGGGAAUGGAGAAAGCCUACAUGUGCAGUGCUUGCAAGCUAAUAUGUCACAAGAAAUGCCUCACCAAGAUCAUCACAGAUUGCUCAACACGGUGCGCCAGACUGGAUGACAGCGUACCAGGCUCCCUUCACUUUGGGGUGCAGGUGUGUGUCCUCACCAGUAAAGCCAAUCCCGUGCCCAAGGUGGUGGAGUUGUUGCUGAUGCACGUGGAGCUAAACGGCCUUUACACAGAAGGCAUUUACCGCAAGUCGGGCUCCACCUGUCGAGCGAGGGAACUCCACCAAAUUCUGGAGACUAAUCCUGAGGGAGCAUGUUUGGAGAACUACCCGAUCCACACCAUCACAGGUCUGGUUAAACGUUGGCUCAGAGAACUGCCUGACCCCCUCAUGACCUUCUCCCUUUACAGUGACUUUCUGCAUGCCGUGGAGCUUCCAGAGAAAUCUGAGAGAAUAAGGGCUGUAUACCAAAAGGUUGAUGAACUUCCUCCUGCCAAUUACAACACACUGGAACGCCUCAUCUUUCACCUCGUCAAGGUCGCAAAGGAAGAAAACCACAACAAGAUGUCCCCAAGCUCUCUUGCGAUCGUGUUUGCCCCCUGCAUCCUGCGCUCUCCUGAUGCUAAUGACCCCUUCCUCGGUAUGAAGGACGUGUCCAAGACUACAAUGUGUGUGGAGAUCCUGAUCUCUGAGCAGAUGAGGCGCUACACAGAGAAGAUGCAGAAUAUCCAGGAGCUGGAAUACGCAGAAGCAUUGGCUGUCAAUCAGCUCAAACUGAGGAGACAAAACACGGUUGUUGAGAAACCUUCAGAGCUGGAGGUUCCCAAGCAAAUAGAUUCUGAUGAAACAGAGAUGACCCUCAUUGAGAGGAUCAAAUCCAUCAAGCAAGAAAAGGUGGACUUGGCCUGCAGGUUACCUGACCUGGAGCAGGAAAACUCUGACAAUGAAAACCUGGACUCGUCAUCAUCUAUGAGCACAGAGAGCCUAGAAGACCGUUUGAGCCUGGACUCGGAAGGAAAGGUGACCAUGCGAUUGAAAAACCAGAACCAGAAGCCCGCCUGCCCGCAAAAACCUCCUGACUUGGCACAGAGAGUCAGAAGUCUUAUGUCUCAGGCAGGUGGCGAGUUCACAUCAACCGAAUUCCUGCCAGGAGAUACAGAUGUGACCCAAUCCAUGUGCUUCAUGCCCAGCGAAGACAACGACCUAAACUCCUCUACAACCGACAAGCCACAGCUCACCAGCAAGACUACCAACGGGAGCUUUGACGACUUGGACAUUCCUUACAUAGAUGAGGAUGAAGAUCUAACCUGAGCGUAAAACCACAAGUUGUAAUAAUUGGAAUAUCCUCAAUUAUGUGUUAAUAGAAGACUUGUGUUAUGGCAAAAAAAAAAACUGUGCAAUUUGUUUUAUAGACUUUUCCAUUUCAGUGCUGCUAUGGAAAUACAGUAAGUGCGUUGGGAAUGUAUAUGUAUUUAAUGGGAGAUCAUGCAGACUGUUCCUUCACGGUCUUUAUACCAGAUCUGGAGAACCAACAGUUGUGACUACUCGGCAUCUUUAUAUCAAUACACUGUAUGUUAUUUUUAAACACUGUACAUUAAAUGUUUUAUAAAGCUAGUUAUUUUUUGAUCAGUCCUGUGAAGCUGUGUGACAAGUCGUGUCUCAUCUAUGGAGAAAAACAAGACAACAUGAUGAGGAGCAAUUGAGAAUACAAGUGUCUCCUUUACUAAUAGGCAUUAUUCUGAGCUCAACCGCUAUGGUACUAAUGGGAGUUUAUGUGGUUUAUUGAGGGGGGAAAAAAAUGUCUUGUAACUGUAUCAGAAAAUUCUAGCAUUGUAAAUACAGCAAUUCUCCAUUGUACAGAGAGAUAUUGCAUCUUGAGCUCAUAUGGAGUAUAUUGUUGUAAAUCUGUUAUUCUGUUAUUUCAUUUUACUGCUGUGACUGACCACUGAUUCAGUGUACCUGUUUAGGAAAUGGUCAUAUUGCUGCCUUUUUAGAUUGACUGAAAAUAUUUCCCUCUGUCACUUUUCUUGGUGUUGCAAAGCUGUGCAGUUUCACCAAGUUCAUUUUUGUCUAUACACGUAGGGUGUUGUUUUUGAAUAUGCAUGCCUGUAUAUUUUAUAAGGGAAAGGGAUGAUGCAUAUUGGGUUGGAUGUCCUAAUAAACUGACCAUUUUCAA
Molecule: messenger RNA, 6988 nt
Organism: Thunnus maccoyii (southern bluefin tuna)
Lineage: Eukaryota; Metazoa; Chordata; Actinopteri; Scombriformes; Scombridae
Gene: myo9b
Product: myosin IXb
Exons: 40
Coding region: 640-6123 (1827 amino acids)
Biological process (GO): intracellular signal transduction
Cellular component (GO): myosin complex
Molecular function (GO): microfilament motor activity; ATP binding; protein binding
Source: RefSeq, a predicted model, not a curated record